Molecule: messenger RNA, 6139 nt
Organism: Vigna angularis (adzuki bean)
Lineage: Eukaryota; Viridiplantae; Streptophyta; Magnoliopsida; Fabales; Fabaceae
Exons: 8
Coding region: 729-2576 (615 amino acids)
Source: RefSeq, a predicted model, not a curated record
UGAAACUGAAAGCUCCAAAAUUUCGUUCACUCUGAAAAAAACAUAUCUUCUCCCUCUUCUGUCCUCGAACCUUCAGUCGAGUUAUGCCUCUUCUCCCUCUUGUCGAAGCUCAGUCCAUUUCUUCACUGCACUCUCUUCUCCGCUGUGAGUCCACCUCGCCUGCAGGGAGGCUCUUGUUCAGUGAAACCCGCACUCGACGUCACUGCUCGUAGAUUCGGAUUUCAUUUGUCGAACACGGUUGGUUUCUUCGAAGUGGUAGAGAUAAGCUGGAGCUGUAGUUGCGUUUUGGUCCUGGUUUGAAAUCGUGAAUUUAGAAACCCUAGGUGAUGGGGUCUUCGAAGUGGAAGAGAUAAGAUCGAGCUGCUAUUGCCUUCUGCAUUUAGAGCUGAAGUGGUUGAGAAGUAUGGGGUACCUCAUUGGGAAGGCUUAAAGUGUUGUACAGUGAAGCAAAAGAGCUAGGUACUGAAGCAAGUUUAGCAUUAAAUUGUAUAAAGUUCAUUUGAACUUCCUGGGAGCAUUUUAAUAGAACAAUAGAGGAAGCUGCUGGAUCAAUCUCAAGGUUAGGAGAAUUAUGGUGGUGUAGAGAAAAGAAACUAAGAAGAGCCAAAAGGUAGUGUACGAAGUGUGAUUAGGGAAAAGCCAAGAAGCAAAGAAGAUUGUCCACAAUUCCUGAAAGGUCAAAAUUUCCCCCAAAGUUGUAGUAAAACAGUGAAAUCAAAACUCAAAACAUGGAUCAAGUUCCACCAAAUCGUUCAUGGAUGUACGAUAGGUGUUAUAGAGGAAGAGGUGCGUUGAAAGAGUCAUUUGUUUUGGGUGUUGAAGAGUUUAUAAUUAAAGCUUGUGAACAAGACCGUUAUCAAAGAGAUGGGGGGCUUCGAUGUCCAUGUUCAAAGUGCGAUUGUACAAAGAUUUUGAACGAAAGAGUUGUGAAGGUUCACCUGUAUAAAAACGGUUUCAAGCCUAAUUAUUUCAUUUGGGAGGAUCACGGGGAAACCAUGCAAGAAGCUGAUUUAGAUAAUGAUGUCACUUUCAGGGGUGUGGAGACAGAAGGUGAACCAAAUGAACAAGUUAUCACGAUGGAAGACAUGGUCCAUGAUGCUCUCAUACAAAGACAACCCUUCCAAGCAUCAAAUUCUUCUAACAUAGAAGAGGCUCCAAAUGAAGAAACUCAAAGGUUUUAUAACCUUUUGUUGGAGGCAAAUACGCCUUUGUAUGAAGGAGCAUCAGACUCCAAAUUAUCAAUGUGUGUGAGGCUUUUAGCUUGCAAGUCGAAUUGGAAUAUUCCUAACCAAUGCAUAGAUUUUUUUGCAAAAAUGCUUUUGGAUGUAACACCACACAAAUGUGGUUUACCGAAAACUUACUACGAUGCAAAAAAGAUAGUGUCGAAGCUGGGAUUACAGUCGCAGAGGAUUGAUUGUUGUGUGGAUGGUUGCAUGCUAUUCUAUGAUAAUGAAUAUGGUAAGAUGGAUGGAGCGUUAGUUGAAUGCAAAUUUUGUGGGAAGCCAAGGUAUCAACAACACAAGACAGGAGCAAGUUCAAAAAAAAAAGUUCCCGUUAAAUCCAUGUUCUAUUUGCCAAUAAUUCCAAGACUUCAAAGAAUGUAUGCCUCAAAAGAAACUGCAACAGAAAUGACAUGGCACCAUCACAACAAGUCGUCAAAUGGUGUUUUGCGUCAACCAUGUGAUGGAGAGGCGUGGAGGCACUUUGAUAGAGUACAUCGUGAUUUUUCCAUUGAGCCACGCAAUGUUCGACUUGGUUUAUGCUCCAAUGGUUUUAAUCCAUAUGUGCAGGCAUCAUCUAUACCAUAUUCGUGUUGGCCAGUAAUUGUCACGCCGUACAACCUGCCUCCAGAAAUGUGCAUGUCUAAACCCUACAUGUUUUUGACUUGUCUCAUUCCGGGGCCAUUCAAUCCAAAAGUACGCAUUGAUGUAUACCUAGAGCCCUUGAUAGAUGACUUGAAAAAGUUGUGGAGUGGUGUCAUAACAUACGAUAUUUCAAGGCGACAAAACUUUAUCAUGAGGGCAAUGCUAAUGUGGACAAUUAAUGAUUUUCCUGCUUAUGGUAUGCUGUCUGGAUGGAGCACCCAUGGUAAAUUGGCUUGUCCACAUUGCAUGGAGCAUUCAAAGGCUUUUAGAUUAUAUAAUGGGCGAAAAAAUUCGAGGUUUGACUCCCAUCGGAGGUUUUUACCAAAUGACCAUGCCUUUAGGAGAAAUAAGAAUGCUUUCAAAAAGGGGGAAGUGGACAUGGAAGACGCGCCACCAUAUUUGACGGGAACAGAAGUUUGGAAUAGAGUUAAUGGUUAUCCUAAAGUAACUGAAAAUGGUGCACCAAGAAUAGAUGGAUACGGUGAGUGGCAUAAUUGGACGAAAAAAAACAUCUUUUGGGAUCUACCAUAUUGGAAGGAUACUUUGUUAAGGCAUAAUCUUGAUUUCAUGCAUAUUGAGAAGAAUUUUUUUGACAACAUUUUUAAUACUGUGAUGAAUGUCAGUGGAAAGUCAAAAGACAAUGAAAAGGCCCGAAUGGAUUUAGGCUUGUAUUGUAAACGAAUGGAUUUUGUUUUCAUCAUAUUAAAUUGAUAUUGACUGAAUAUUCUCAUACCUAUGGACAGCUCAUUCUUACAUACCUAUCAACUUUCAGAGUCAAACAGUUCGACACAUAUACAUGCAAAUUUCCCAUUGUGGUUCAAGGAUCAAGUACAACUUAUCAAAUUCUUGGACAUAAAUUUGUUAUUCACAUAUUGAUUCAUUUUUAAUUAUAUUGAAUAGGUUCAUAUAUUUUUGUAGGUUCAUAACGAUCCUUUAAGUGUCAGAAACCAACAUCUUAGAGAUUUAUCACUUGGUCCUUUAAGAUGUGUGAAGGAAUGGCAUACCUACUUUGUCAAUGGAUAUAAAUUUCAUACCCAUGCAUGGAGCCAAGGCAAGAAGACUAUAAAUAGUGGGGUUCAUGUUAAAGGCCUUACAGAAGGGGGUGAAGAUGAUUUCUAUGGUGUCAUUAAGCACAUAUAUGAGCUCGAGUAUAAUACCUCAACCAUUGAAAAGAAGGUUGUAUUAUUUUAUUGUGAUUGGUUUGAUCCAUCAAGAAUAGGGACAAGAGUGGAUUCAAAGUAUGGCACUGUGGAUAUUCGAAUGGAUAAAAGAUAUAUCUUGUUUGAUCCUUUUAUAAUUGCACAUAAUGUAGAACAAGUGUAUUAUGUACCAUAUCCUGCAUCGCGCACCGACAAACGGGGUUGGUGUGUUGCAAUAAAGACCAAACCUAGAGGUCGUAUAGACUCUAAUGAGGUAGAUGCCAUUGAGCCAUACCAAGUGGAGGAAAUGUCACAUGUUAAUGACAUCAUUCAAGUUGAAGAAGUUAUCCGAUUGCAAGAUAUAGAAGCCGGUCUUGAAGAAGUGGACCCCAACAAUGUACCAUCAGUUCAACGCUAUAUGGAUGAAGAAACAAGUGAAUCGGAAGAAGAAUGCAGUGAAGAGGGACAAAGUGAAGAUGAGGAUGAAGAUUCAUUUCACAGUUCUAGCAGUGAAUAGAGUUACGAUGUGUUGGUGUACCUAUGGGUGAUCAUAAACCCAUACUUCUAGAGGGGAGAAAGAAGAAGUGAUGAAUUCAUUUAUGUAAUUUCAAUUUCCGUGUUAUUUUGAUUAGGGGUGGGCAAAGCACACUGUACUACAUUGUAUUGUAAAAUUUUAUAGUUAGCUAUAAACUAGUUUAGGAAAACUGUAAAACUGUAAUGUACUUAAAAACAUCUCAAAGUAACUGAUCUGAACUAUUUUUUAGUUCAGUACAAUUUAGUUAACUGUUUUAUUCAUGAAAAUCUAAUCUCUUUACUGGUUUAAACAUCACAUGAUUUUUACAAAUAAAUCUUUUAUAUUUUAAUCUUCAAGAAUAUAAAAGAUUGGAUUAUUCAUCUCCUGCUUCCAAACUGUAGAUCUAUCUAUCCAUCUUUUUUUGUUGUCUUUUAUACUUUUAAAAUUAAUAAUUACUCUGCUUUCAACACUCCAAUAGAAAACUGGUAUUCGGAUUUCAACCAAAUACCCAUUCCCCAGAACCAAUUCUAGACAAUUCAUUAUUUUUUAUCUUCUUCUUAACCCAAUCAGUCUCUGCCAAAAUUACCAACACAUUAGCUUCUGCAUAUGAUGUAUGUCCUUCAACCAUACGACAUCCCAGUUGGAUUUCUUCGCAAAGGCUUGAUUAGACUACUAAUUAAUCUUCAAGAAUAUACAUCUAUAUAAAUCUUCUAAUCCACUUAAAUUUUAUCAAGAACAGUAUAUACGUAUUCAAGAACAUAAAUACUUGGAAUGAAUGUAAUAUAUAAAACAACCUUUUCAAUGAAACUAACUGACAACAUUAUGAAUAAAAUAGAUGCUGUAGUAAUUAGCCAAACUCUGAAAUUCGUCCAUACCCUACUCUUGAAAGUAUAUAUAGUUUUCACCUCAACACUGUGCUAUACAGUUGGAAACCCUAACUAGCUAGCCUUGAAAAGAAGCUUCAUCCAUCUGCAACAGUUAAGUAAUUGACUUUGCUACAAGGGAAAAAGUUGUGGGUGAAAAGCCAUAACCCAAAUAGAACAUCUAAAUUGCGACCAAAUCUGCAUAAGUGUCAAAUGCUACAUGUCUGUGCGUGGAUCUUCUCCUAGUUACUAGGGUACAUAGGUGGGGAUGGAUUCAUCUUUUAGGAUCUUUAAUCAAUUGGUUAUGGCUGUUUCCUAGUGUCCGUUAGUUUUUCAAUAAAUGAAGAUUGCGAAAAGACAUAUUCCCUCUGCUCUCAAGUUUCCAUAUCAGUAAACAGGAAGAUACUGUGAAGCAGCUAUAGGAAUACAGUAAUCUAGUUUAUGCAAAUGAUAAUCCAAGCAUUUCAGUUCGCUAUCAGGCACCUUACAAUCCAAACCAGAUAUUAAACAACUUUACACUUAAGAGGAAACAUAAUUAUUUUCUCAGAAUUCCAGUAAUGUAGGUUCUUAGUGGCUGAACAAGAUAGUUUACCUUUGCUUCUACAGAGGACUGUUCCAGUCUCACAUUAUCUUCUAUAUCACCCAAUCUCCUCUCAUAGUGAUCUACAAUAUCGACUUUGCGGCCACAAAUUCCCAAACAGCCAUCUCGCUGAUGCCUUUUAGGAGCAUCAUUCUUUUGUUUACGAUUGGUGAGCUUUUUGUACAGUUUAUCUGCAUCAUUCUUCAAAGAACAAACUUUAAUAGUCAAAAAAGUGGAAUAUUUGAAGAACAAACUGAGUUAAUUACAAGAAAAAAAUUUUAUUGGAAGUUCAACUUCACUCCUGAAGAAACAUAAUGCCUAAGUCAAACAAAAUAUGCACCAUUCCUCCCCUCUCAUAAAAGAGAGCCUAUUUGGAAGUAAAAACAAUGGGAUAAAACAAGAAAAAGGAACAUGUUGUCUAGUCUCCAGCAUAUCAAUAGAAAUUCAAAUAUUUUAAGAAUAGGUCAAUGUCUAAUCUCAACAAUAUUGGAAAGAGGUUUUAUCUUUUCAAGAAACCUUUCAACUUCAAAGUUUAAGCUGUUAUCUAAUAUAUCAAUAAUUGCUUUUAAUCUGCAAUACUAUUUUCAUUAUUCAGUAUGAAAACCAUUAUAUUAAGGUAGUUAUCCAAAGCAUUAAGGAUAACACAAUAAGAUAUAGAUUUUUCGCAUAUGCAAAUACAAUACACAACAAGUAAGCCAAGAGAAACCACAGGAAACACCAAGUCUGGUUACUAUGAAAGCCAAGCAUAAAACACAAGGAAUCUGGGGUGUAGUUUGGUUAUCCCUUUUUGUUUUGUUUAGUGAGUUGCAUACUAGGCACCUUUUUGCAUUCCUGUAUCUUUGGUGGGUAUUGAAUCAUGAGCAGGGUUUAUAUUUUGAAUCAUAAUCAGGGUUUAUAUUUUGAAUCAUAAUCAGGUAUAUAUGUUGACCUAGCACAUGUGGGAAGCUAUUUGUAUGAAGCAAGCUUCUCGUUUGGGCUCUUUAAACAUCUUAUGUAGAGGGCUAACAUGCACAUUUUUUGUAAAAGGGUUAGAGUACCCCACAAGUGCUCUAUUUCUAUUUAUUUUUUCUUUGCUGAUAAAAAAACCACAAUAAGUAGGAUUGUAAGUUAUUGAUAUUCCCUCUGCUCUCAAGUUUCUGGGACAACAAGUUUCUGUAAUUAAGCAAGUGUGAUGUUAU